AAUAUAUGUCUUAUCCGAGUCUUAACCUAAUCGCUGUGUCUCGGAAUCUCUCUCGGACCUAGAUCAUGGCUGGAAUGUACGGUCAAGAUGGCGAUGGCGCCCCUCCUCCAUACGGAUCUAGCGGCGGCGGUGGCUAUGGUGGCUCUGGCGGGUACGGAGGCGGUUCUGGUGGUUAUGGAGGUGGUGGUGGCGGUGGAGGCUAUGGUGGAAGCGGCGGUGGUGGCUAUGGAGGUAAGGGCAGCGAUGGUUAUGGAGGCGGUGGCGGACGUGGCGGUCGAGGUGGAGGAUAUCAAGGAGAUCGCGGUGGUGGCGGCAGAGGUGGUGACCGCGGCGGCGGCGGCGGUAGAGGCGGCCGCGGUGGCAGUGGAAGAGAUGGCGAUUGGCUGUGCCCUAAUCCAGGCUGUGGGAAUUUGAACUUUGCAAGAAGAGUUGAGUGUAACAAGUGUGGCACUCCCUCUCCUUCGGGUGCCGCCGGUGGUGAUCGUGGCAGUGGUGGUGGAGGCAAUUAUAACAGAGGAGGAACUAGUGGUGGUAACCGUGGUGGUAGGGGUGGUAACUAUGAUGGGGGUCGAAGUGGUAACUAUGAUGGUGGUCGAAGUGGUAACUAUGAAGGAGGUAAAGGUAGCAGUUAUGACGGAGGUAGAGGCGGUAGUUAUGAAAGUAGAGGCGGAGGUGGUAGUAGGGGUGGUUCUUAUGGUGGUAGCCAAGGAAGAGAUGAUGGGGGUUACGGUCAGGUUCCUCCAAAUGCACCACCGUCCUAUGGUACAGCUGGAGGCAAUUACCCAUCUUACAAUGCUAGUUAUGGAACAGAUGCUGUUCCGCCUCCUACAAGUUAUACUGGUGGACCUGCAUCAUAUCCCCCAUCUUACGGUGGUCCUGCAGGCGGUUAUGGUGGUGAUGGUCCUGGUGAUGCAAGGGGUGGUGCCCGAGGGGGCCCUCCUGCUAAAUAUGAUGGUGGAUACGGUGCUAGUGGUCGUGGUGGAUAUGGAAGUGCUGCUACGGAAGCCCCAGCUAAGGUGAAGCAGUGCGACCAGAAUUGUGAUGAUACUUGUGACAAUGCUAGAAUCUACAUAUCGAACUUGCCACCAGAUGUUACUGUUGACGAACUUCAGCAGCUCUUUGGAGGCAUUGGACAAGUGGGAAGAAUCAAACAGAAACGUGGCUAUAAGGAUCAAUGGCCAUAUAAUAUCAAAAUAUACACAGAUGAGUCUGGAAAAAACAAGGGCGACGCAUGUUUAGCCUAUGAAGAUCCCUCUGCUGCACAUUCAGCUGGUGGAUUUUACAAUGAUUAUGAGUUAAGGGGCUAUAAGAUCAGUGUUGCGAUGGCGGAGAGGUCGGCUCCAAGGCCUUCAUUUGAACAAGGCAGUGGUGGUGGUGGUGGUGGUGGUAGAGGUGGAUAUGGAGGCGGUGACAGGCGCAACAACUAUAGAGACGGUGGAGCGGAUAGACAUCAGCAUGGUGGAAACCGUUCACGUCCUUACUGAGAGAAGUUCCAGAUGAGGCAGAUUUUAUGUAAUGAGAAUUGUUGUCUGAGGGUUUUUGUAGUAUUCCGUUGGAGGGUUCUUAAACGGGAGACUAAGAGGUAGGUUGUUCACUAACCCUGAGCAAGUCCUCUGUCCUCCUAUAUUCAACUUCACCUACAACUACCUGUAGGAGUUUCAGUUAUAGGCAUGGGAUUGAUUUUAGUUGUGUGAAUGUUUUAUAGAGACAAGUGGAUAAUCUCCAAAUUGCUUGCUGCUAUGCUAGGUUGAUAUUUUCAGGUGA
Molecule: messenger RNA, 1764 nt
Organism: Pyrus x bretschneideri (Chinese white pear)
Lineage: Eukaryota; Viridiplantae; Streptophyta; Magnoliopsida; Rosales; Rosaceae
Product: transcription initiation factor TFIID subunit 15b
Exons: 6
Coding region: 66-1484 (472 amino acids)
Molecular function (GO): RNA binding
Source: RefSeq, a predicted model, not a curated record